Molecule: messenger RNA, 1829 nt
Organism: Benincasa hispida (wax gourd)
Lineage: Eukaryota; Viridiplantae; Streptophyta; Magnoliopsida; Cucurbitales; Cucurbitaceae
Product: pentatricopeptide repeat-containing protein At5g08510-like
Biological process (GO): RNA modification
Molecular function (GO): protein binding; RNA binding
Source: RefSeq, a predicted model, not a curated record
AAAUUCAAAACGUAAUCCAAAUAAUUCUAAAUAAUUAAAUUACAAAUUACCUCAAAAUUUUGGUUUCCAGGGAAUGAGCGUGUUGCAAUGCUUGCUUAAUUUAUUUUCUGUUCAAUGUGCAACUAUAUAUUUCAUUACCUAGUAGAACGUUUAGAGAAUUGUUAUGAAGCAAUUGAAGCAGAUUCAUGCUUACAGCCUCAGAAACGGCCUAGACUACACCAAAUUCCUCAUUGAAAAACUCCUGCAAUUCCCAAAUCUUCCGUAUGCUUGCACCCUGUUCGACCUGAUUCCUAGGCCCUCUGUUUUUCUCUACAACAAGUUCAUUCAAACAUUUUCUUCUAUUGGUCAACCCCACCGAUGCUGGUUGCUUUACUAUCAAAUGUGUCUCCAAGGUUGCUCUCCGAAUCAGCACUCAUUCACCUUUCUCUUUGCUGCAUGCGCUUCCCUUUUAAAUGCUUACCCAGGUCAGAUGCUUCAUUCCCAUUUCUGUAAAUCCGGAUUUGCCUCUGAUGUAUUUGCUUCGACGGCGUUGUUAGACAUGUAUGCGAAGUUGGGAAUGUUGAGGUCUGCACGCCAACUGUUUGAUGAAAUGCCUGUUCGAGAUAUACCCACCUGGAAUUCGAUGAUUGCUGGUUAUGCAAGGUCCGGGGACAUGGAGGCUGCGUCACAAUUGUUCGACAAAAUGCCUGUCAGAAGUGUGGUUUCCUGGACAACAUUGAUAUCUGGGUAUGCGCAAAAUGGGAAGUAUGCGAAGGCCUUGGAGAUAUUUCUAAGAUUGGAAAACGAGAAAGGCAUUAAACCAAAUGAGGUGACUAUAGCAAGUGUUCUUCCUGCCUGUGCUCAGCUUGGGGCACUUGAUAUUGGUAAGAGGAUUGAAGCAUAUGCAAGAAAUAACGGGUUUUUCAAAAACAACUCGUAUGUGAGCAAUGCAAUACUGGAAGUGCAUGCUAGGUGCGGUAACAUUAGGGAAGCUCGGCGGGUUUUUGAUGAGAUUGGAAGCAAAAGAAACUUGUGCUCGUGGAAUACCAUGAUAAUGGGAUUGGCUGUGCACGGAAGAUGCAGUGAUGCUCUUCAACUUUAUGAUCAAAUGUUGAUACGAAGAAUGAGACCCGAUGACGUUACAUUUGUAGGGCUUCUUUUGGCUUGCACGCACGGAGGCAUGGUUGCAGAAGGCCGACAAAUCUUUGAAUCAAUGGAGAGUAUGUUUCAAAUUGCUCCCAAAUUAGAGCACUAUGGCUGCUUGGUAGAUUUAUUAGGCAGGGCUGGAGAGCUACAAGAAGCUUACAGACUCAUUCAAAACAUGCCAAUGGCUCCUGAUUCUGUUAUAUGGGGAGCUCUUUUGGGAGCUUGCAGCUUCCAUGGCAAUGUUGAAUUGGGUGAAGUAGCAGCUGAGUCCCUCUUCAAUCUUGAGCCAUGGAACCCUGGAAAUUAUGUCAUUCUCUCUAACAUUUACGCAUCAGCGGGCGAUUGGUCCGGAGUUGCAAGGUUAAGGAAGAUGAUGAAGGGAGGACAGAUUACAAAGAGAGCAGGAUAUAGUUAUAUUGAAGUGGGAGAUGGGAUUCACGAGUUCAUUGUAGAAGAUAGAUCACAUUUGAGGAGUGGUGAAAUUUAUGCUUUACUUCAUGGAAUUUAUGACAUUAUUAAACUUCAUAAGAACACGCAUCAUAAUCAAAAUGAAGAUGAGCUACUUUAUUCUUCGUACAUCUGAUGGUUCGUUCGGAUAACAUAUCCAUGAGUACGAAGGUUAAAUAUAUUAGAUUUAGAUGUCUAGAUUUUAAAUAUUCAAUAAUUAUAAUAUAUGUGUUUUGAUAUACAUGAUAAUUAAUAUU